AUGCCUCGUUCAAGAGUCAGAGUUUCUAAACGCCAAAAUUGGGAUUCAGAAAAUAUGAGGAAGGCUGUGAAAGAAGUAAUUGAAAAACGAAUGACAUUUCGUAAUGCCUGUAUUGAAUUUAAUGUACCUAAAAGCACUCUAGAAAGAAAGAUUAAACAAAAGAACUUAGAUCCUAGUUAUGACACUGGGAACAAAGUGGCAUUAGGACCAAUAUCUAAAGUGUUUUCAACUGCUGAAGAAACUGAGCUGGUAGCCUAUCUUCAACUUAUGGAAGGAGGUUUAUUUGAACUAACGUCAAUAGAUUUACGAAAGAUUGCAUAUCAGCUUGCUGUCAAAAACAAUAAGAAAAACAAUUUUUCACAAAAAAAAAAGAAAUUGCUGGGUAUGAUUGGUACAGAUGCUUCAUGGCAAGACAUCCUGAACUAUCACUUAGGAAACCAUAAACCAGAAUCAGACUGA
Messenger RNA from Macrosiphum euphorbiae (potato aphid), 459 nucleotides. Lineage: Eukaryota; Metazoa; Arthropoda; Insecta; Hemiptera; Aphididae. The record is from the annotation of a GenBank genome assembly.